GAGAAAAAUUACAAUAAUCUGGAUUAAACUUGACAAAACAAUGGCGGAAUCAGAAGAAGAGAUGGGUUUUUUGCGGAUCAUCAGUUUGCUGUAUAAAGUUGCUCCUUCUGCUGUGAGGGUUAAAUUUGACAAAGAAUUUCAUCCAACAAAAGGACUAGAGACGGCUUUAAAGCAAGACAAAUUUAAAGUCCUAGAACCACUAAAAAGAAGGAGAGUCAUUAAUCAGACUCAGUGGGAUUUAUUGUUUCCAUCGUCAGGCACUGUCACUUCAAAGAAAUUUGACUUGACAUUGAUGAUCUGCUUGAUUCGACACCUCACGCCAAUACAGAUAGGAGACAUUUUACCACUUAAGUCAGAUGUCAGUGACGGGGCAGAUUUGUCCAGGUUGAAAUACUACAGAAACAUGUUUGCACAUCAUGAUGCAUGGACGUUGACCAAUAAAGAUUCCGAGACAUAUUGGAACGACAUUUGUCAGGCUAUAUUAAAUCUUGGUGGACCACAAUUUAAACAAAUGUGUGAAGACCUAAAAGAUAAGGUACUGAACAACAAUGAUAAGGACAUACUGGUAGAAUUAAGAAAUUCACAGAAAGAGUCAAGUCAGGUUCCAAAAGCAUUACAAAAAAUCCAUGAAGAUUUAAUAUACGAAUGGGGAGAGGAUAACAAUAAAGUUGUGAAAACCAGAGCUAUCCAUCAUAUAGAAGAACUUCUGAAAUCAAAAAAUGUUAUUGUGGCGGUAGGUUCAUCAGGAUGUGGGAAAUCCACCGCAAUUCACCAUGUUGCCCUUCAACUUCAUAAACAGGAAGGUUAUUAUAUUGUUCCUGUCCACAGUCCAGAAGACAUUAUUCAAUACUGCGAACCGAAAUAUAAACAAGUUUUUGUAAUCGAUGACGUUUGUGGCAAAUCUACCAUAGAUAUUGGACUCGUCAAUCGUUGGACAACAUUGGCAACUGAUAUAAAACAAAUACUUGAGGAUCACAAGAUAAAAAUCUUGUUAUCAUGCAGAAAGCACAUUUAUCUUGAUCGUUUAUUUGAAGGUGUAGAACUAUUGUCAAAAACAGCCUGUGACUUUGUUUCUAGUUACAGUCUAACAGAAAUUGAAAGAAAUCAAAUAGCAAGUAUAUACUUAACAGAGAGUGAGAUAAAUGUUAUUAGAAUGUCAGGACUAGUUGAAAAAUUUAGCUUCUUUCCUUUAUUAUGUUGCCUUUAUUCCAAACAGAAAUUAACCGGUAUUCUUAAUUUCUUUGAUAAUCCGGUGAGUGUUAUAAAAAGUGAUCUAGAAUUGUUGAGGAAAGCGACUGAUCAAACAACAUUGGCCACGAUGAGUCUGUUCAUUGCUUUUAACAAUAGUUUAAAUGAAAACAUGUUAUCAAGAUCACACGGUAUGACAGAACUGUUGGAAAUCAUAUCCGAUCACUUUCAUCUUCCAGCGGGGUUUUCAAUAAAAGUCGUCAAGUCUGAAUUACAAAAACUUGAGAUGUCUUAUGUGAAGAAAACUGUAACUACCUACAGAAUACUUCAUGACAAGAUAUAUGAUAUUUUCCUAUCGUUUUGUGGGGAACAUUUCUUUGACCUGGUUCUUGAGGUAGCCCAUAGAAAUGUAAUACGAGAUAGAUUUGUAUUAGAAUCAAUACGAAGUGAAAACAAAAAACUAACAACGGAAAAAAAUGUUAUAACAGUUCCUGAUACAGAGGAAAACCAUUAUUUUAAACGAAUUUUGAAAGACAUUCAAAAAGGUUCCAUUAAGGACAUAUUUUUUAAUAGGCAGUUCAAAUGUUUGACUUUCCGCAAUAAGUUGUUUCAAUAUCUUCGGCAUGAACUCGACAUAAAGAAAGUUUUACUUGAUGUGCCAAGUGAAGACUUAUCAAAUAUACUACUAUCGAUGACCCGUCAAUGUUACUGGGACAUGGUACCAAUUCUUUUAACAGAACAUGUAGAUAUAAAUGUAAGGGACUGGAAAGGUACACCUCUGUCUUUUGCUUCAGAGAAAGGAAAUGUUGACAUUUCAAAGUUACUUUUAGAUCAUCACGCUGAUCCUAAUAUGAAGGGUUGGUUAGAAAAAGGGAGUCAAACACCUUUGCAUUUAGCUGUAGACACAGGGAACAUUGAUUUAAUACAUUUACUCUUCGCUCAUCAUGCUGAUGCAAAUGUAACUAGAAAUGUUUCUGGUUUUGAUGAUGCAACGGAAACCCCUUUACAUGUUGCUUUACAACAAAAAAACGAGAAUAUUGUAAAAUUAUUGUUAGACCAUAAAGCCGAUUGUAAUCUUCAUGAUCAUUUGAAUAGAACACCGUUAUAUGAAACUGUCAGACAGGAGAAUCCUAAUCUGACUAUAUUGCUAUUAAAUCACGGUGCUGAUCCUAAUAUUGGUGAUAAGGACAAUACUAAUACACCUCUUCAUGUAGCUUUUAGUAAGGGUAAUAUUGAUAUGAUAAAGAUAUUGUUAGAUCAUAAAGCAGAUCUUAACAUCAAAAAUGAGGACGGUGAUACACCGUUAUUUCGAGCAGUUGAGAAAAAUCAUACUGAUAUUGUAAGAAUUCAAUUAAAGCAUAAAUCUGAUCUAAAAGUAUGUAAUAAUAAAAAUGAAUCAUUAUUGUUUACAGCAUCAAGGAUGGGUCAUACUACUAUUGUUGCGUUAUUAUUAGAAAAUAACUGUGAUUCCAAUGUUUGCAAUAAAAAACAUGAAUCUCCUUUAUUCAUAUCUUCAUUGUUUGCUCAUGCUGGCACUUUAAAAUUGUUGUUAGAACAUAAGUGUGAUCCUAAUAUAUGUAAUGAUAUGAAUAUAUCGCCUUUAUUUGCUGCAUCUGAGAAUGGACAUACUGAUAUUGUUAGAUUAUUGUUAGAACAUCAUUGUGAUCCUGGAAAAUGUAAUAAUGAUAAUGUAUCACCUUUGUUUGUUGCAUCUGCGAAUGGACAUGUUGAUAUUUUAAGAUUAUUAUUAGAACAUAACUGUAAUCCUAACAUGUGUAAUGAUAGAAAUGAAUCACCUUUAUUUAUUGCUUCAAAGGAGGGUCACAUUAAUAUUGUAAAAUUAUUAUUAGAACGCAGCUGUGUUAAUAUGGAAAAUGAAAACAAAAUAUCAUCUUUUUUUGCCGCAUCUGAGAAUGGGCAUACUGAUAUUGUAAGACUUUUUUUAGACCACAACUGUGAUCUGAAUAGCUUUAAUAAAAGCGAAGAAUCAUUUUUAUCUGUUGCUUCUAAGAAGGGUCAUAUUGAUAUUGUAAAAUUAUUGUUCGAACACAACUGUAAUCCUAACACUUGUAAUGAUAAAAAUGAAUCUGCUUUAUUUGGUGCUUCUAAAACCGGUCGAACUGAAAUUGUAAAAUUGCUAUUAGAACAGAACUGUGAUCCGAAUUUUUGUAAUGAUAAAAAAGAAUCGCCUUUAUUCAUAGCUUCAAUGUAUGGUAAAACUGAUAUUGUGAAAUUAUUGUUAGAACAUCAUUGUGAUCCUAAUAUUUGUAAUGAAAGAAAAGAAACACCUUUAUUUGCUGCAUCUAAGUAUGGACAUAUUGAUAUUGUUCGAUUAUUGUUAGAACACAACUAUGAUCUUAACAUUUGUAAUGAUAAAAAUGAAUCGCCUUUAUUCAUUGCUUCGACGUGGGAUAAGUCAAGAGUAAUGUUUCUUGGUCACCGUUUUUUAUUCGAUUUAUUUUCAUCUCAACAUAGUUAUAAUCAAAUUGUCAAAUUGUUGUUGGAACACGGCUGUGAUCCUAACACUUGUAAUGCAAACAAUGAAUCAGCUUUAUUUGGUGCUUCUAAAAACGGCCAAAUUGGUAUUGCAAAAUUAUUGUUAGAACACAACUGUGAUCUGAAUAUGUGUAAUGAUAAAAAUGAAUCGCCUUUAUUCAUAGCUUCAAUGUAUGGUAAAACUGAUAUUGUGAAAUUAUUGUUAGAACAUCAUUGUGAUCCUAAUAUUUGUAAUGAAAGAAAAGAAACACCUUUAUUUGCUGCAUCUAAGUAUGGACAUAUUGAUAUUGUUCGAUUAUUGUUAGAACACAACUAUGAUCUUAACAUUUGUAAUGAUAAAAAUGAAUCGCCUUUAUUCAUUGCUUCGACGUGGGAUAAGUCAAGAGUAAUGUUUCUUGGUCACCGUUUUUUAUUCGAUUUAUUUUCAUCUCAACAUAGUUAUAAUCAAAUUGUCAAAUUGUUGUUGGAACACGGCUGUGAUCCUAACACUUGUAAUGCAAACAAUGAAUCAGCUUUAUUUGGUGCUUCUAAAAACGGCCAAAUUGGUAUUGCAAAAUUAUUGUUAGAACACAACUGUGAUCCGAAUAUGUGUAAUGAUAAAAAUGAAUCGCCUUUAUUCAUAGCUUCAGUGUCUGGUAAAACUGAUAUUGUGAAAUUAUUGUUAGAACAUCAUUGUGAUCCUAAUAUUUGUAAUGCUAAAAAUGAAUCUCCUUUAUUUGUUGCAUCUAGGUUUGGUCAUACAGAUAUUGUUAGAAAUUUUCUUCAAUACAAUUGUGAUCACAAUAUUUUUAAUGAAAGAAAAGAAACACCUCUAUUUGCUGCAUCUAAGUAUGGACAUAUUGAUAUUGUUAGAUUAUUGUUAGAACACAACUAUGAUCUUAACAUUUGUAAUGAUAAAAAUGAAUCACCUUUAUUCAUUGCUUCGACGUGGGAUAAGGCAAGAGUAUUGCUUCCUGAUCGCGAUUUUUUAUUCGAUUUAUUUUCGUCUCAACAUAGUUAUACUCAAAUUGUAAAAUUGUUGUUGGAACACGGCUGUGAUCCUAACACUUGUAAUGCAAAAAUUGAAUCAGCUUUAUUUGGUGCUUCUAAAAACGGCCAAAUUGGUAUUGCAAAAUUGUUGUUAGAACACAACUGUGAUCCGAAUAUGUGUAAUGAUAACAUAAAUCGCCUUUAUUCAUAG
This is a messenger RNA of Mytilus californianus (California mussel), 4864 nucleotides long. Its product is annotated as serine/threonine-protein phosphatase 6 regulatory ankyrin repeat subunit B-like. The record is from RefSeq and is a predicted model, not a curated record. Bases 41 to 4864 code for a protein of 1607 amino acids. The transcript has 4 exons. NCBI's taxonomy places the organism in Eukaryota, Metazoa, Mollusca, Bivalvia, Mytilida, Mytilidae. Gene Ontology annotation, molecular function: protein binding.